Cladophialophora immunda is the source of this 3546-nucleotide messenger RNA. Its product is annotated as chitin synthase 2. Gene Ontology annotation, cellular component: cell periphery; cell septum. Lineage: Eukaryota; Fungi; Ascomycota; Eurotiomycetes; Chaetothyriales; Herpotrichiellaceae. The coding region runs from base 417 to 3185 and encodes 922 amino acids. The record is from RefSeq and is a predicted model, not a curated record. Gene Ontology annotation, molecular function: chitin synthase activity. The transcript is spliced from 3 exons.
GCGCCCAGCUGAAAACCAACAGCACACUCUUUGCAUCUCACCUGUACCUGGACAUUAUCACCUUGACGGACCAUCUCUCUACGCAUUGUCCCCAAUCUUCCAUUCUUUCAUUCUGUGCGACUCCGCCAGUGUUCUGUUCAUUGCCCUUGAAAGCGUCCAGCGUCGCCUUCCUAUGUCUCCUAUGACUACAUGACCGCCUCCGCCCCAGAGUCAGAUCCAGUAAUAGAAGAGUAAACAAUACUCCGUAUAUACUCCACCCAGAUCAGAUCGCAUGCCAGGAUCCCUCUUGCGAGAACCGUCCGACCAUUCACUAUUCUAAAUUCUGACACAAGGAUCGUCUUCGCUUCGUCCUCGCAUUCCUGUCCCCAAACACAGACCACUUUCUCUCUGCGCUACGCUCCCCAUUCUGGCCCAUCAUGGCCUACAACCGCAUCGGCGAUCCUCAGCGCGACGGCCCUUAUUCUCCUGCUGUCAACCCUCACUACGAUUCUCGGUCCCCUUCUCCUGGCCGACCAUUACAACCCUACAGUCACCCAGACGAAGCCCAUUCGAGACAACAACUGCACCUUCAGAUGCCAACGGCUUCCAAUGACCGCCUAGCCAUGCAGCCGACAUACUCGGUAGAAAACAUCCCACAUUCCCACGGGCAUAACCAGCAGUAUGAACAACAGCUGCCUCUUGGACCAGGGGAAGACAUGGGCUAUGGAAGAAAUGACUACAUUGUGUCACCAGAGGAACACCAUGACGCUUAUUAUACACAAGCAUAUUCACCUCAUCCUCAGGGUGAUUAUGCCCUAGAUCCCUAUCCUACACCGGAUCAGGGAUACCGGUUGGAUAACGACAACGUUCCCAUUCUUCAGUCAGAUACUGCAUACGGCCCAGAUCCGCAUGCCCAGGAAGAAAUGAGUUAUGACGGUUACCAUGAUGAGCAGCGUCCUACGCCAUCUCCGGCGCCCAUACGGAGGUGGAAGACCGUAAAAGAGGUGCAGCUGUUCAAUGGCAAUUUGGUCCUUGAUUGCCCGGUUCCUCCUAAACUCCUCGCUAAUGUCCCUCAUGCGAAACCGCCGGAGAGAGACGAGUUUACGCAUAUGAGAUACUCAGCCGCCACAUGCGACCCAUCGGAGUUCUACAAUGAGCGGUUCACUCUGAGACAGCGACUGUUCGCAAAGCCGAGAGAAACGGAGUUGUUCAUCGUGGUUACCAUGUACAACGAGGACGAGUUCCUGUUUGCUCGAACCAUGAUCGGUGUCUUCAAGAACAUUGAGUUCAUGUGCAAUCGCAACAGCAGCAAAACAUGGGGCAAAGAAGCGUGGAAGAAGAUCGUCGUUUGCAUUGUUAGCGACGGCCGUGCCAAGAUCAACCCCAGGACGAGGGCCGUCCUCGCUGGUCUAGGUGUUUAUCAGGACGGCAUUGCCAAACAACAAGUCAAUGGCAAAGAUGUCACCGCUCAUAUCUAUGAGUACACCACUCAAGUUGGUCUGGAACUAAAAGGCACGCAGGUGUCUCUAAAGCCGCGAUCCGCGACUCCUGUCCAAUUGCUAUUCUGCCUGAAGGAGAAGAACCAGAAGAAGAUCAACUCGCAUCGGUGGUUCUUUCAGGCCUUCGGUCGAGUGUUGGAGCCCAACAUUUGUGUCCUCAUUGACGCGGGGACCAAACCUGGCAAAGACUCUAUCUACCAGUUGUGGAAAGCUUUUGAUUUGGAACCUUCUUGUGGUGGUGCUUGCGGUGAAAUCAAGGUCAUGUUGGACCACGGCAAAAAGCUCUACAACCCUUUGGUCGCCACGCAAAACUUCGAAUACAAAAUGUCAAACAUCUUGGACAAGCCUUUGGAGUCCGCAUUCGGCUUCAUUUCGGUGCUCCCUGGUGCCUUUUCGGCUUAUCGCUACGUUGCCUUGCAGAACGACAAGAAUGGUGACGGGCCUCUCGAGAAGUACUUCAAAGGCGAAACUAUGCACGCAGACGCUGGAGUGUUCACGGCGAACAUGUAUCUUGCCGAAGAUCGAAUUUUGUGUUUCGAGCUCGUCAGCAAGCGCAACUGCCAAUGGAUCCUUCAAUACGUCAAAUCGGCCACAGGCGAGACUGAUGUCCCUGAUGGUAUCGCCGAGUUUAUCCUUCAGCGGAGGCGAUGGCUGAACGGGUCCUUCUUUGCCGCCGUCUAUGCCGUGGCACAUGUCUAUCAGCUCUGGCGCAGCAACCACAGCGCCAUACGCAAAUUUAUGUUCCUCGUCGAAUUCACAUACCAGACCAUCAACAUGCUUUUCGCCUGGUUUGCAAUUGGCAACUUCUUCCUGGUUUUCCGACUUUUGACGGCUUCCCUUGGCUCACCUGGGCCGCUGGGCAAAACUGGCACAGUUUUGGGCGUCAUCUUCGAGUUCAUCUACCUGGGCACACUGCUGUAUUGCUUCAUCUUGUCCAUGGGUAACAGGCCCCAAGGUUCCAAGAAAUCUUACCUGGCAAUGGUUAUUUUUUGGUCGAUCCUCAUGAUUUGGUUGACGUUUGCUUCGAUCUUCUUGACAGUGAAGUCGAUUCAGACCGAGGUUUCCCAGAAAGACUUCAGCUUUUCGACCAUUUUCAACAAUAGCACCUUCUUCGGCCUGAUUGUGUCACUUGCGAGCACAUACGUCCUCUGGUUCGUUGCAAGCUUCUUGUUCUUCGACCCUUGGCACAUGUUCACGUGCUUCAUCCAAUACAUUGUCCUCACUCCGACUUACAUCAAUGUCCUCAAUAUCUACGCAUUCUGUAACACUCACGACAUCACGUGGGGUACCAAAGGAGAUGACAAGGCCGAAAAACUUCCAAGUGCGAAUGUAAAGCCCGGCGGGAUGGUUGAUGUGAUGAUCCCUCAGGAUGACGGUGACUUGAAUGCUCAGUACGAUGCAGAAUUGAAGCGAUUCGCGACAAAAGCAGAGAAAGAGGUCAGGCAGCAGAGUCCACAGGAUAAACAAGAGGACUACUACAAGUCUUUCCGAAGCAAUGUAGUCACCGCCUGGAUGAUCACGAACUUCAUCCUGGUUGCAGCCGUCCUGAACAUUUCAGGGUUCGAGAGAAUCGAUACGGGUGACACUGCACAGCAGAACUCGACCAUUUAUUUAGCGGUCAUUCUGUGGUCGGUGGCGGGUUUGUCACUCUUCAGGUUCACCGGCGCGUGCUGGUUCUUGGUUGUACGAUUGUUCCGUGGUGUAUGAUUUCACGAAAUGCCCGCAAACAUAAGGAUACACGAGCGACAUUUUGGAUGCCGACUUGCUUCAAGGGUACGACUGUGUGGCGUUUGAAAGGAGCACUGUGUAGGUGUAUGUUGGGCAACGAUAUUGCUGCAUAAUGGCGAGAUACCCCAAGAAAUCGGAUGAGCGUUUGAACGCUAGGAGUUCCUGGCGAGUUGGACGUCAAGUCAUACAAAAGAACCUUGAAUAGAUGAUGUUCAAUCCUAAGUCGGUGACAAGGAUUAGUUAUAUAUGCCUCACCCAUCCCCUAUGCCGCCUUCUAUGUUCACUCUUUGGUCUAUAAUCAUCUAUAAUCCAGGCGAUCUCUGCCAAAGGAGAUUUCCUC